AUGAAUGAGCCCGUUUCCGCUCCGACAGAUACUCCCGAGGGGUCCCGCGUCGGCGAGGAAGGUAACAGCCAAGCAGGCUCAAAACUCCCCGCCCUCAAGGACAAGCAGUGCCAGUACUGUCAUCAACCCUUCACCUCUUCCUCCCUCGGCCGCCAUCUUGACCAGUACCUGUUCAAAAAGAAGCCAGACGGCGUGCAUGAUGUCGAGGAGAUCCGGCGUCUGCGCGGCAGCAUCACCCGGCGAACGGCGCGUAACUCAACUGCGAAGCGGGAGAUUCCCGAUACUUCCUCUCCGUCGACAUCUCCCAAGGUUUCUGGCACUGAACUCAAGUGCGAGAGUAGCCUGCGACUGAAUGGCAAGCCGGGCAAAACUGGAUUCCAGGUGCUGCUCAAUCAACCCACCUGGCACACCACGGGAGUCAUCAAUGAUAUCCCGAAUACCUCGCAGGUCUCACAACCGCGAGUGUCUACUGUGGGUACUGACUAUUCGGCACGAUCGUCAAACAAAAUUGGCCCGGAGACGACGAGAGCUUUGGAGCUGGCGCUGAGGGAAGUAUUGGACAAUGUGAGAGCCGCAGUCACGAGGACCGAAUCACGAAUGAAUCCCUUUGACUUCGAUCUUCAACGUCAGACGUUUCCGGCCCUUUGUCUCCAUGUACUGCCCCCUCCUCCCAGCCUCUUUUCGACCCACCCAUUUUCAACUCCAACGUCCUUUCCACUCGAGCCUCCAGGCAUGGAUAAGCAGGACAUCAUAAAACAGACGAUGCUGGUCCAGAUACAGCAGUGGAAAUCUAAUCAGUUGGCAGGGGUUAUUUCACGCCAGGGAGCCGGAUGCUCGAACGAAGGAAGCCCACGAAAUUGGGACACUGAAAUGAUCGAGAGAUCCGCCCAACAACAUGAAGAAAUGGCCAUCAGACACCUCGAGCUUUCGUUCAAUCAUUGGAUAUCUUUGCCGCUGGGUGCUCGAAAUGAUAUUUGGCGAAUGGAGAUUACCCGUGCAUAUGCGCGAGAAAAGGAGAGGCGCAAGGAAAUCGGAAACCAGCUGGCCCGGACGCAACAGGAGGUGAAUCGCCUACAGGCGCAGAUUGACAGGCUGGAAAACUGCCAGUGGCCCCGAGAAUUCGCCAUUUUUCCUCCAGAGAUGUUACCCAUUCCACGGUCGGUGUCAAGAGAGUUAGCCGAGAAGAGCAAAGUGAAUAGCAUUGAUUCUUCACGAUGGGACUAUGACAAUUUAGUCGCGAAGUGGAAACGGGUAGUUAUGCAUGAUAAGAGCAUGGGCAGGGCUGGCUCAGGGGCAGCCUCAAACGUAUUUCCGGAUUUGAGUAACUCUCCUCGCAGCAGUAGCGCCAACAACAACAUCGGUCACCAUAACAGAGGAUCAAACGGCGAAACCAGCCACUACUCCAAACACCACUAUGGUACAAGAGCUCUCUCCCCGCAACGAAAUAUACCAACCGCUUGCGAAGCUUCCACCAGCCAACGCUUUGCUCCAACCAGCACACAGCAUAUUCCCUAUCAAACGCGCGACCCAAACAGGACUGACGAGCCAUUCCGACCGCCCAAACGACUACGCACAAGUCACAACAAUAGCUCGCAGCACCCCACACAACAAAUAGAUGAAAGGGCAGACACUGGUAACUGCACCAUGAUCCCACCACUACCACAACCAUUCUCGACGGAAUUUAUCUCUCAACAGACCCACCCGCCCUCCUCUACAUAUCCAACAACCCCUUCAACAGAAACAGACACUACAUCUCCAGCCCUAAAGUCGAAAUACAGCCCCAUUGGACCGAUCAAGGAGAAACCCUAUCAUCCUUCUCUUCGUCAAAGUAGCAAAAUUGAGUCCAUCGACGCCGCUACUACGAAACCAAUAUCCCGAAUAGGUGGUAGCCCAGAAGAACAGAAACAAUUACGUAUUAAUCAUCACAGCAACAAUACAAACCAUUCUAACGAGACACCGGGCAACAAUAAUUUGAAUAAUGAUGCAACGAAUACUCGCAACGGCCAUAGUAAUGGGCUGGAGUUGUUCAUGGUGGCCCGUCCACAGCAAAAUCGGUAG
This is a messenger RNA of Histoplasma capsulatum G186AR, 2058 nucleotides long. RefSeq lists its product as uncharacterized. The transcript is spliced from 2 exons. The record is from RefSeq and is a predicted model, not a curated record. NCBI's taxonomy places the organism in Eukaryota, Fungi, Ascomycota, Eurotiomycetes, Onygenales, Ajellomycetaceae. The coding region runs from base 1 to 2058 and encodes 685 amino acids.